CUCCGACUUCAUUUUGGGAGCUUGAAAAGGAUUCCUGUUCCUGCACUUCUCUCCCCACUGACGCCAAACACAACAACCAACCAACCAAGCAUGACGCCCAUCUGAUGAUGUGAUGAGCGACGAUGUCAAGAUGGCUGAAGGUGCCGCGGCAGAUCAGGGGAGGGAGGCUCUCCUGACGCCUGAGCAUCACGCUGGUGAGGCUGAUCAUCCGCUGCUGACGCCGGAGCAUGAGAGGCAAGAGCAUGAGCAAGAGCAGCAGCAACAGCAGCGGAACAGCAGCCCCAGUCAGCAGGCACAAGAACCGCCAGCAAAGCGGCUGAGAAUCGCACCUGAUGAGGUACAGUUCCCACGACUGGCUGUCUUACUCGGCUCUGUCUGCAACACAUCAACACAUACAUAUGUGUGUGUGUGUGCAGAUAGACAAUGACCAGGAUGACAUCUUGCCACCAUCGCAGCCCUCGCCCUCCCCUCCCACUGUUCCUCCCCAGCUGUCCCCGCCGCCACCCUCGGUCCCCCGUCGUGUGCAUGACCCGUUGGUGCAUGGCUGCCGCAGCGUCAACAUCUUCAAGAAGCUCAACAAAAUCGACGAGGGCACCUAUGGGGUCGUCUUCAGGGCACAAAACACAGAAACCGGUGAAAUCGUGGUCAGCCGAGUCACAGCACACACAUCGAUGGUGAACACGUGCAGCCAUUCGUUCAGGGUGCGCUGAUAUUAUGGUGUGUGGUGUGGCAUGUGUGUGUGGACAUCAAUCAGGCGUUGAAGCAGAUCAAGUAUCACGAGAAGCAGGAGAAGGAGGGCUUCCCCAUCACCAGCCUUCGGGAGAUCAGCAUCCUCCUCAACAUGCAACACGAAAACAUCGUUGAUGUCAAAGAGGUAAUAUAGCGGAAAAGUCAGAGAAAGUGACAAGCCAUGCUGUGCCUUCCUUGCUUGCCUGUAUGUAUGUGUGUAUGUGUGUAUGUGUGUAUGUGUGUGUCUGUCCACCCCAACUAACCACAGGUUGUGGUUGGCAAGAGCCCCACCCACAUCUUCAUGGUCAGCCAGCCACAACCGUACCAACCGUACCUGUCCGUCGUUUGUCUGUGGAUGUGAUGUGAUGUGCGUCUUCUUCCACCAUACAAUCAAUGAAUGCAUUUUGCAGGUGAUGGAGUACAUGGAGCACGAGCUCAAGGCCCUUCUGGAGGACAUGAAGAACUCAUUCUCGGUCGCAGAAGUCAAAGCCCUGCUCCUACAGGUAUGCAGCUGGCUGAACAGCCCGGCCAGGAAAGUGCUGUUCAUUGCCGCUGGGGGAUGAUGUGUCUGGUAUUUCAGUUGCUCCGUGCGGUGGCGUACAUGCAUCACCAUUGGAUACUCCACCGCGACCUCAAAACAAGCAACCUACUGUUCAACAACCAGGGCGUCCUCAAGGUAGGCGACCUCCAACUAUCACACACACACACACACACACACACACAUGUGGAUGCCGUUGGUUCCUUGGUUGCUGCAGGUGUGUGACUUUGGCCUUGCCCGCAAGUAUGGCGCGCCCAUUCGUGUCUACACGCAUCAUGUGAGCAGCAACCAAACAGGCCAGACAGACAGACAGACAGACGGGAAAAGUGGGCGUGUAUCGAUGAGUGAGUCUGUUUUUCUGUGUGCUACGGUCCCUCUGCAGGUGGUGACUCUGUGGUACCGUGCCCCCGAGCUGCUGUUGGGCGAGAGGCAGUACACGCAGGCCAUCGACGUCUGGUCGGUAGGGUGCAUCUUCGCUGAGAUGAUACUGCGGACGCCCAUCUUUCCCGGCAAAAACGAAAAGGACCAAAUCGACAACAUCUUCAGACUCACAGGUAGGCACCAAGCACCAACCCACCAGACGCAGCGAAUCUGUCUGUGUAUCGUUGUGUGCGUGUUCAGGUUCCCCGAGUGAGAGCACAUGGCCGGGUUUUGGCGAGCUGCCGCACAUCAAGGCAGGUCGUGUCAAGAUCAAGAACAUCCGGCCCACAUGGAGAGAGAAGUUCCCCAGGGCAUCUUACACGGUCAGUGGGGUGGGGAAGGAAGGAAACAAGAGCCACGCGGACCACCUGACCCGACCGAUACGUGUGUGUGGUUGGUUGGUCAGGGCGGGUGUUCGUUGACCGAUACUGGGCUUGAUCUGAUGAUUCGUCUGCUGGACCCCAACCCUAAGGCACGAAUCACGGCUGCCGAGGCGCUCGACCACCCCUACUUCAAGGCAAGCACGCCACAGCCACAACCACACGGAAAUGCAGCAGGAUUGCGUUUCCUGUGUGUGUGUGGAUGUGUGUGUGUGUGUGUGUGUGCAGGAGGCGCCCAAGCCGCAGCAGGCUCAUCUGAUGCCGACUUACCCCGAGACAAACGCCAGCAUUCGCGACAAGCGGAAGCGCAUGAAGAGCCUCGACGACGAACAAAUCAAAGGCAUGCAGCCAGCCACACCAAUGGACACACAUACCAUACAGCACACACUUCACGGCAGCCGUCACAGAUCCCUUGCUUCUCUGCCUGUGUCUUUCUUUGCUGCAGAGCGUGAGGCCUACCACGAAGGCGCUGACCGCUUCGGCAGCAGGUCAGCCGUGAAUGAAUGAAGGGCACACAGAGCGGCAACCAUCUCUGUCAUCCUGCUGUGCUGCCUUUUGUGUGUUCAGGAUCGAUGCCCGUCAGUUUCUCUCUGACUUGGCCAUGAUGCCCGCCAGAUCUGCAGCCAGCAAGCCGACCACCGCUGCUGCUGCAGCAGCUGGUGGGCCGGCGGCGGCACCCAAGGACGGGUGACGGACAGAGCGGUGCAAGGCCAGGCAAGGGGGAUCCUGUGAUGAUGUGAUGUGAUGCAUGUGUUGAAAAAGGUGUCUGUUGAUUGAUUGCUGGAUUCAUGGAGACAGACAGUGAGGGGGGCGGGGAAAGGCAUUUGACCGGAAGCGCAUCGGACACAGAGUCCGUUUUUCUGUCCGUGUGUGGUCUUCGGAUCCCCUCGCGGAUACGUACAGAGGGUUGCAGCGUGAGAUCUGUGUGACAUGACGGUGCAAGAUUCGCGUGAGGACGGCAGCCACCCUCUGUAAGUGCUGUGCAGACAGGGGCCAUUCCCUCCCAUUCGCUCAUUUCUUC
Vitrella brassicaformis is the source of this 3088-nucleotide messenger RNA. Lineage: Eukaryota; Vitrellaceae. The record is from the annotation of a GenBank genome assembly.